AUGGGUAACGGUCUAAUACAAGUGAAGCCUGGUUUGUGCGAAGAUGGAUGUGAUCUCACAAUCAGUUGGCUCUUUUUUGGAGGUAUUUUUUUAUUAACUUUAAUCGGUCUUCGUCGUAUCUAUCAUAUUUACCGACCAAAACAGCAUCAAAGAAAAAUUAAUCAGAACGACAAACGUUUACCACGACGUAAAGAUACAAUAAAGGACUUCUCACGUGCUAUUCAAACCAACGAUCAAUUCAUUCUUCCUGUUAAUCCCAGUAAAAGAACUGAGACUCAUCAAGAUGUUUAUUUUUUGUCAAUUGCAAAGUCCUCUACAACUUGUAUUGUCGGUAUGGAUAUUUAUGCAAUCCCAAUUGAUGAAAUAGAUAAACCUAUUAAUCAAGUUUUUCCAUUGAUCGAAGAACGAAAAUUAAUUUGUUAUUGCGAUGGUAGCUAUUCUCAUUAUAUGCAAAUAGGUCACUUUGGAUUUCGAGCUUCUAAUGGGGCGCAUAGAAUUCGUUUUUUUUCUCCUCGUGAUCCAAAAACUGGUAGUACUGAUACAGAAGUUCUUGCUGCAUGUCUCGCCAUUCAGUAUGCAUUAGAAAAGCAUUACAAUAGAUUGAUUAUCUAUACUGAUAAUUCUAAAGUAGAACAACUUCUCAAACGUCCGAGAAAGAAAGACAUUAUUAAUUAUUCUAAUACUUGUCAAAUUCUUAA
Messenger RNA from Rotaria sp. Silwood1, 698 nucleotides. The record is from the annotation of a GenBank genome assembly. NCBI's taxonomy places the organism in Eukaryota, Metazoa, Rotifera, Eurotatoria, Philodinida, Philodinidae.